Sphenostylis stenocarpa is the source of this 573-nucleotide messenger RNA. NCBI's taxonomy places the organism in Eukaryota, Viridiplantae, Streptophyta, Magnoliopsida, Fabales, Fabaceae. The record is from the annotation of a GenBank genome assembly.
AUGGGAGAAGAGCUCUCCAGCAAAAUCGAACCUGAGUUACACUCUGUUGUUCAGGACUCUGUUCCGGAAGAGCAUAAUCCUCCUCUUCAGGAAAAAGAAUCACAUAAACCUCACCCUCCAAGCCAGAACGUCACUACUACUUCUCCACCUGUUCAAAAGGUUGAAGACCAUGCUGCUGAAAAAGAUACAGAGGAUUUAAUCAGCAGAGAUGCUAUGCUUGCAAGAGUUUUAACAGAGAAAAGAUUGGCUUUGAUUAAAGCAUGGGAGGAAAGUGAAAAGACAAAAGCAGAGAACAGGCAAAAGCACUCUGCUGUUGAGUUGUGGGAGGAUACGAAGAAAGCAUCAGUAGAAGCAGAACUCAAGAAAAUUGAGGAAAACUUGGAAAGGAAGAAGGCUGAGCAUGUUGAAAAAAUGAAGAAUAAAAUAGCUGAAAUUCAUCGACUAGCGGAAGAGAAAAGGGCAAUUGUUGAGGCUCAGAAAAGGGAAGAAUUCCUCGACCUGGAGGAGACAGCUGCAAAGUUUCGUAGCCGUGGAGUUACGCCAAGGAAAUUCUUUGCAUGCUUCAGCGCCUAA